Molecule: messenger RNA, 1894 nt
Organism: Klebsormidium nitens
Lineage: Eukaryota; Viridiplantae; Streptophyta; Klebsormidiophyceae; Klebsormidiales; Klebsormidiaceae
Source: the annotation of a GenBank genome assembly
CAAUCCCAAUGGAUGAAUGAUUGGGCAAAGGUUUCUCAAUUGAGGGCUGCACAAUCAAUCAGAUUUCAUCACAGAAUUAAAAGGUUGCCUGUGCUGUUGGGGUAUCAGCUUUAACGAGCUGUUGGCCUGCUUAGAAGUACGUGUAGCACUAAAGAUAAUAUAAUGGCCAGCGAAGUAACCCCGCGAAAGAGCAAAAGGCGGCCUGUGGGCGUGUAUGCCCCUCCGCAUCUUAGAGAAGAGCUUUCUGAAAUCGCUAAAAGUGAGCAAAAAGCUGGACUUUCUGUGUCAGAGUGCUUGGCUUCAGAUGUCCAGGGCAAGCAAUCAAGGCAAGAGAUCAGAAAGGUAGAGAGAAGCGGCACUUCCACCCGACCCAAGCCAGGCACAGAGAAACAUGAGUUUGCUGCGGGUGAGCAGCAAUGCAUCAGAGCUUUAACAGGAGCCGGGGAAGAUCCCAGCUCAAAGCUUUCACACUCAAAGGAGAGGGAUUGGUUGCAAGGCGCAACCGAUCCGUCAACCAAGUUUUGGAGAGAAGUAGAGAAUAAGGAGGCCAUGCAAGAGAGGACGCCAGUAGUGCGCUUUGAAAGAGCCUCGCUGAGAAUUGGUUAGACUGGCUGCAGCGCCUUGUGAGCAGCGCAGAAAUUCAGAUGGAUGCUGUGGUGGCGCUUUAUCUAGAUGGCUUAUUGAGAAUGGAAACAGAAGAGGGGCCUGAGGAGAAGCGAGAGGGACUGGCAGAGUUUUUGGAAGCCAUGCUCCCAACCACAGGCCACAUGCUGACCUGAGUCAACCAGUAGCGCACCUGGAGCUAGGAAAGCAGGGCGGUCGGAGGGAUCCAAAGAUUGCGUGGCUGGUUGAGAACAUCUGGGAUGCGUGGACUGACUGGGGACAAGAGUCCUCCCCGGGCCUGGAAGCAGAGGCGGAGGAAGAAAUGGGAGAGGAGGAAGAGAGAGAAGAGGAGUUCGGAGUUUGGUUGAACGCCAAAAUGUGGGGGCUUGGGUUGGACUCAGACGUCUGUGUGCCAUAUGUGACGGGGCUUCUUGAGCUGGAAGAGGGAGGCUCUGCCAUUGAAGAGUUCCUGGUUGACGCCGCUCUACAAACCGACUCGUCUGCAACAUUGCGCUUCGACCCGUUGUCGACAACCCAGGAGAUUCUGGCUCGGUACAGGAGGCGAGGUAUGGCAGCCCAGGCUGUUUCGAAGCCGGAAAAGUGGGUAGAAGCAUCCCCAGAGCCUCAAAGUAAGUCUAAGAAAGGGAAGAAGAAGAACGAACGAACGGUGCUUCCGGCUGACUUGUUCUCGCACUGGUGGACCUCGGAAGUAGGGGCGGACUGGGGAACGACGGCGACGGCUCUUGAAGGAAACGAGUCGCAAAACGAUGAGAGUUGGGUGAGAAAUACUCAGUGGGACGAUUACGAAGUAGGAAGGCAAGCAGAGACCUGGGGCUUUGAUGAAAAAGCUUUUCACAACAGGGUCGGUGAGGAUGUUUCCUUAAGCACGAAGGCGUCAAAGGCGUCAAAGAAGCCAGUGGGGAUGAAGAAGGUGGCAGCUGGACUGGGUUCCGAGUCCCUGAGCGGGGCUGGGUACAUCCGGUCAGCAGGGAAGCCACCCACGUCAGUUGUGGUCGCUCGACGGAUGAUUCUCCAUGUCCUUGGUCUUAAGGAUCCGAAUCGACGAAAACAGUAGAGCCGGAAAGGGUGUAUUCUUGCCAGCCCAAUCGUCUUCUGAUUUACCAUGCAGCAAUUGCGUUCAGUUCCCGUCGCGGGCUGCAGUCAUGCCUCAGAAGUUGGAUUCAGGCGGAUCGUUGAGCGGCAUCGAACCGUACGAUUCUUUGAGCAAGUUCUGUAAAGGUACAUACUAAGCAUUCCUAGAGACACAACCUGAUUGAUUCGCUCUGGCAGG